UGCCCGCGCCGGCCCCGCCCCAGACCCCCGCCGGGGUGGCAGGGUCUGAGGAGGGUGGGGCAGCCAGCCCAGCCAUGCCCUCAGCUCAAGGAGGCCACGGGGGCCAGCCGGGGGAGCCCAUAAAGAGGGCGCCUCUGGGCCUGCACGGUCAGCAGCCCACUCCCUGGCGAGAUGGGGCCUUGCCAGGCCCUGUGGGUGGCACUCUCCUUGCUGACAGCCCUCAAGGGUCAGACCCUCAAGCCCCACAGGCCAGGAUCAACGGUCAGCACGGUCCUGUCAAGCUUCGACGGAGCCCAGUUCCAGGGGACAUGGUACGUGCUGGGCCUGGGGGGCAGCACCCUCAGGCGGGCGGACGCGGCUGUGCUGAGGCCCUUCACCGCGGCCUUCGAGAGCAGAGCGGACGGCCGCCUGGAGGCCGUGUACGCCAUGAAGCGGGGCCAGCACUGUGUCACCUGGUCCUACGUGCUGACGCCGGAGGCCCGGCCGGGCAUCUUCUCCGUGGACGGCAGUAGGGACCCCGAGCAGGUCCAGGUCUUCCACACCGACUACACCACCUUCGCGCUGAUGUUCUCCCGGCGCCAGGCGGGCAGCCGGCGCGUCCUGCGGGCCCAGCUGCUGUCCCUGCCCACGACAGUCUUGAGGUGGGAGCAGAGCAUCUGUCCGGAGCAGACACCCUGA
Condylura cristata (star-nosed mole) is the source of this 678-nucleotide messenger RNA. It is a transcript of the gene LCN12, whose product is annotated as lipocalin 12. The record is from RefSeq and is a predicted model, not a curated record. The transcript is spliced from 5 exons. NCBI's taxonomy places the organism in Eukaryota, Metazoa, Chordata, Mammalia, Eulipotyphla, Talpidae. Gene Ontology annotation, molecular function: small molecule binding. Bases 172 to 678 code for a protein of 168 amino acids.